Amphiprion ocellaris (clown anemonefish) is the source of this 12099-nucleotide messenger RNA. It is a transcript of the gene abcc9, whose product is annotated as ATP-binding cassette, sub-family C (CFTR/MRP), member 9. Gene Ontology annotation, molecular function: ATP binding; ATP hydrolysis activity; sulfonylurea receptor activity. The transcript has 43 exons. Bases 232 to 5028 code for a protein of 1598 amino acids. NCBI's taxonomy places the organism in Eukaryota, Metazoa, Chordata, Actinopteri, Pomacentridae. Gene Ontology annotation, cellular component: membrane. The record is from RefSeq and is a predicted model, not a curated record. Gene Ontology annotation, biological process: potassium ion transport; transmembrane transport.
GAGAGCCUUCCAUCACAUUUGAGUGUGUGCUUGCUUUGUGUGCUGCUGGAACGCCAUAACAGUGAACGUGAUGAACAGUCGCUCCUGUCACCGCUCAGGAUCUUUAUUAUAGGACGGGAAUAAAAGGAACGCUGUGACCCGCAAACCCGCAUCAGAGGUCGGACAUCCGGAAUGAAACGCUGUCACUGAGGAUUAUUACUUUACUCCGAGUUUGACUCCAGGUGUGGUGGCAUGGCCUUGUCGUUUUGCGGCAACAACGACAUCAAGGCCUACAGCGUGGAGUAUGGCGUGCUGAACAAUGGCUGCUUCGUGGACGCUCUCAACCUGGUCCCUCAUGUCUUCCUGCUCUUCAUCACCUUCCCCAUCCUCUUCAUCGGUUGGGGCAGUCAGAGCUCUAAAGUUCAGAUCCAUCACAACACAUGGCUUCAUUUCCCCGGACACAACAUGAGGUGGAUCCUCACCUUCCUGCUGCUGUUCGUCCAUGUGUGCGAGUUCGCAGAAGGCCUUGUCUCCAACAAUAGGGUGAUGUCCAGCAACCACUUGCAUCUCUUCAUGCCGGCAUUCAUGGGCUUCAUAGCAGCGACGACAUCAGUGGUUUAUUACCACAACAUAGAGACGUCCAACUUCCCCAAAUUACUGCUAGUCCUCUUCAUCUACUGGGUUUUGGCGUUCAUCACAAAGUCCAUCAAGCUGUGGAAGUUUGCAGAGUAUAAGGUCGGUCCACAACACCUGAGGUUCUGCAUCACGGCACUGUUAGUGAUUCUGUACGGACUUCUGAUGGCCGUGGAGAUCAACGUCAUCAGAGUCAGGAAAUACGUCUUCUUUGCCAACCCUCAGAAGGUGAAGCCACCGGAGGAUUUGCAGGAUUUGGGCGUUCGUUUUCUGCAGCCGUUUGUCAACUUGCUGUCCAAGGCGACAUAUUGGUGGAUGAAUCCUCUCAUCAUCGGAGCCCACAAGAGGCCGAUUGAGCUGAAGAAGAUCGGCAAGCUGCCCAUCGCCAUGAGAGCGCUGACCAACUACCUGAGGCUCAAAGAUGCCUACGAGGAUCAGCGGACGGCCGAGGACCCCGAAAGAGCGCCGUCGAUCUGGCGCUCCAUGUACCGAGCGUUCGGCCGUCCGAUCCUGCUCAGCAGCACCUUCCGCUACCUGGCCGACCUGCUGGGCUUCGCCGGGCCGCUCUGCAUCUCUGGCAUCGUGAAAUACCUGAAGACGAAAGAUGAAGUUGCAACAGCAGACAAGAUGAAGGAGACCUACUUGGGCGUCUACUUCAUGUCCUCCACAGAGCUGCUGCAGAACAGCUCGGUUCUUGCCAUUCUUCUGUUCCUGGCUUUGGUCCUGCAGAGAACCUUCCUGCAGGCUUCCUACUACGUUACCAUAGAGACAGGCAUCAACCUGCGAGGAGCUCUGCUGGCGAUGAUUUACAACAAAAUCCUGCGUCUGUCCACCUCCAACAUGUCCAUGGGGGAGAUGACGCUGGGGCAGAUCAACAACCUGGUUGCUAUAGAGACCAACCAGCUCAUGUGGUUCCUCUUCCUGUGUCCCAACCUGUGGGCCAUGCCUGUACAGAUCGUGAUGGGAGUGAUCCUGCUCUACUAUUUGUUGGGCUGCAGUGCUUUGGUUGGAGCGUCUGUCAUAGUUCUGUUGGCUCCAGUCCAGUACCUCAUAGCUACGAAGCUGGCAGACACACAGAAAAACACACUGGAACACUCGACAGAUCGUUUGAAAACAACAACAGAGAUUUUGAAAGGCAUAAAGCUGCUCAAGCUGUAUGCCUGGGAGAACAUCUUCUGUGACAGUGUGGAGGAGACCAGAGGCAAAGAGCUCACCAGCCUCAAGACCUUCGCUUUCUACACAUCCAUGUCCAUCUUCAUGAAUGCUGCUAUCCCCAUUGCUGCUGUUCUCGCGACUUUUGUGAUGCAUCACUUCAUCAAUAAAACCGGCCCGAGUCCUUCUGAGGCCUUUGCAGCUUUGGCCUUGUUCCACAUCCUGGUCACUCCUCUUUUCCUGCUUUCCACUGUGGUCAGAUUUGCUGUGAAGGCUCUGGUCAGUGUCCAGAAGCUCGGCGAGUUUCUUCAGAGUGAUGAAAUCGGAGAUGACAGCUGGAGAAACGGCGACAUAUCUGUUACCUUGGAACCCGGAAAGAAACACCUGGGGAUGACCAAAGCCAUCAACAGGAAGCAGCCGAUGCGCUACCAGAUGGACAACUACGAGCACCCGACCAGGCGGCCGCUGAGACCCACGGAGACGGAGGACGUGGCUGUAAAGGUGAGCAAUGGAUCCUUCACUUGGGGAAGUAACCUGUUGACGCUGUCGGACAUCAACAUCCGCAUCCCCACAGGUCAGCUGACGAUGAUCGUGGGCCAGGUGGGUUGUGGGAAAUCCUCUCUGCUGCUAGCCAUGCUUGGCGAGAUGCAAGCCAUUGAAGGAAGAGUCUACUGGAGCAAGCUGCCUGAUUGUGAGAUGAUCAACGAGGGGAACAUAAGUUGGUCAGAGACAGAAGAGUCUGACGAAGACAUCAGGAGCAAGAACAGAUACUCUGUGGCCUACGCUGCCCAGAAGUCCUGGCUGCUCAACGCCACAGUGGAGGAAAAUAUCACCUUCGGCAGCCCUUUUAACAAGCAAAGGUACAAAGCCGUGAUUGACGCCUGUUCUCUGCAGCCGGAUAUCGACCUGCUGCCUUUUGGAGACCAAACUGAGAUUGGAGAGAGGGGCAUCAACCUGAGUGGAGGCCAGAGACAGAGAAUCUGUGUGGCCAGAGCUCUGUACCAGAACACCAACAUCGUCUUCUUGGAUGAUCCCUUCUCGGCGCUGGACAUCCACCUCAGUGAUCACCUGAUGCAGGAAGGAAUCCUCAAGUUUCUGCAGGAUGAUAAACGAACAGUGGUCCUCGUCACCCACAAACUGCAGUAUCUUAUCCACGCUGACUGGAUCAUAGCCAUGAAGGACGGCUCUGUGCUGAGAGAGGGAACCCUGAAGGACAUCCAGACUCAUGACGUUGAGCUUUACGAUCACUGGAAAACCCUGAUGAACAGACAGGACCAGGAGCUGGAGAAGGACAUACAGCAGGACAGUCAAACAACACUUGAAAGGAAGACGCUGAGGAGAGCUUUCUACUCCAGAGAGGCCAAGAACCAAAUAGAUGAUGAGGACGAAGAGGAAGAAGAGGAGGAGGAAGAUGAUGACAACAUGUCCAUGACCACCAACAGACGAUCAAAGAUCCCCUGGAAGGUGUGCUGGUGUUACCUGUCCUCUGGUGGCUUCUUCAUGGUCUUCCUCAUGGUUUCCUCCAAACUUCUCAAACACUCCGUCAUCGUCACCAUUGAUUACUGGUUGGCUCUCUGGACGUCCUCCAAAACCAACCAGAGUGCAGAAGAUGGAUCGGACAUGUUUAAUGGAACCAGCCCAGCUUACAUCGGCAACGCCUCGCUUCCUACGCCUGGUGCUCCCGAGGCCGAGCAGGACUCCUACUAUCUUACGGUGUUCAUCAUCCUGUGUGCAGCUGGAAUCACUUUAUGUCUCAUCACAUCCCUCACUGUGGAGUUUCUGGGUCUUUCUGCAGCCACCAACCUGCACCACAACCUGCUCAACAAGAUCAUCCAUGCUCCCAUCAGGUUCUUUGACAUCACUCCUUUGGGACAAAUUCUCAACAGAUUCUCAGCUGAUACCAACAUCAUUGACCAGCACAUCCCUCCAACGCUGGAGUCUUUGACGAGGUCCACGCUGCUCUGUUUGUCGGCCAUCGGGGUCAUAGCCUCCAUCACUCCUGCUUUUCUGAUCGCCUUGGUUCCCCUGGGGGUGGCCUUCUACUUCAUUCAGAAGUAUUUCCGGGUCGCCUCCAAGGAUCUCCAGGACCUCGAUGACUCCACUCAGCUUCCUUUGCUCUGCCACUUUUCUGAGACUGCUGAAGGUCUGACCACAAUAAGAGCAUUCAGACAGGAGGCUCGUUUUAAACAGCGUAUGUUGGAGCUGACAGACACCAAUAACACAGCCUAUCUGUUUCUGUCUGCUGCCAACCGCUGGCUGGAGGUCCGAACGGACUAUCUCGGAGCAGUGAUUGUGCUAACGGCAGCAGCAACGUCAAUAUGGAGUUUACGAUAUGGUUUACAGGCUGGAGGUCUGGUGGGCCUCGGACUCACCUACGCCCUCACUGUCACCAACUACCUGAACUGGGUUGUGAGGAACUUGGCAGACCUGGAGGUUCAGAUGGCAGCUGUGAAGAAAGUCAACAGUUUCCUCGGUACAGAGUCAGAGAACUACGAGGGAUCUAUGGAUUCCUCUCAGGUGCCCGAGAACUGGCCUCACAACGGCGAGAUAAAGAUCCAGGACCUUUGCGUUCGCUACGAUCCGAUGCUCAAACCGGUGCUCAAACACGUCAACGCCUAUGUCGAGCCGGGCCAGAAGGUUGGGAUCUGCGGUCGGACCGGCAGCGGCAAGUCGUCCCUGUCAUUGGCCUUUUUCAACAUGGUGGAUAUUUUCGAAGGGAAGAUCAUCAUUGAUGGGAUUGACAUCUGUAAACUUCCUCUGCAGACUCUCAGGUCGCGACUCUCCAUCAUCCUCCAAGAUCCUGUGUUAUUUAGUGGAUCAAUAAGGUUUAAUCUGGAUCCAGAGAGGACGUGCACCGAUGAUCGACUGUGGGAGGCGCUAGAGAUCGCUCAGUUAAAGAACAUGGUGAAAGCGCUGGCUGGAGGACUAGAUGCGGUGGUGACAGAAGGUGGAGAGAACUUCAGCGUUGGCCAGAGGCAGCUCUUCUGUUUGGCCAGAGCAUUCGUCAGAAAGAGCAGCAUCCUCAUCAUGGACGAAGCCACAGCAUCCAUAGACAUGGCCACGGAGAAUAUCUUGCAGAAAGUUGUGAUGACGGCGUUUGCAGACAGAACAGUCGUUACGAUCGCACAUCGCGUCCACACCAUCCUAACAGCCGAUCUGGUCAUUGUGAUGAAGCGAGGAAACAUCCUGGAGUACGACAAACCCGAGACUCUUUUGGAGCAGGAGGACGGGAUGUUCGCUUCGUUCGUUAAAGCUGACAUGUAGAAAUGCAGUCAGUCAGCACGAACAACAACUGACAGACUGCGCAGUUUGUUCAUCUGCAACUUUUUUAUCGUCUUGACGAGGCGGACAAACCAGUGAGACUCCAGUGACGCCAAUAACACACUAUGUUUCCUAAACGAGAAGCUUCCCUGUUGGUUUGGUGGGAGAAAAAACCUUCAGAGUCGAAUGCCAGUUAGUGUGUUUAAACAAACGUUACUUGAAACAGUGAGUCUGUUAAAUAAUGCCUUUUUAAGAUUUUACAUAUCUACCCACCAUUUAUUAUUCAACUGAUCAUUGAGUUUUUACAGUUUUUACUCUGACAUUGUAGGAAUUUACCAAUCAAACUGCUCAGUGAGUUAAAUACUGGAGUAACUCAAGUAAUUAUGCUGUUGGAUCAGUCAGGAAUCAGAGUGACAAUGGAAACAAGAAGCAUAAAAAUAAAUAUUUUCAAUGACUAGAUCGUAGCUUAUAUUGAUUUUAAUAUGGGUUCACCCAAAUCACAAAGAAAUUUCAAUAAAAAUCUGAGUUUUCUUGACCAGAUUUUGAGAUUUCCACCUUUUCAAUGCAAUAAGCAGUAAAGAAAUGUUUAGUUUCUGGUGCUCACAGUGUUGUGAAAAGUUAGAUUCAUGAUCACGUGUCGCUGUGAAGUGCGAUCUAGUUGUGGAAUAUUUACAGCAACAAACCCUGCUGCUAUAGUGUAGUUAACCACAAAUGAAACUCCACUCACUUCCAUUGUAUUGGGGUAUUGGCAGUAAUCUCAGAGACGAAAAUUUGGCGAUUUUGGUGCGAGUUUAACUUUUCGGUUGGAAGAUUGAAGCCGAUUCCAUCUUUCCUGUGGUCCAGGAUAAGUGAUAUGCUGAAUUUAAAGCAGCCAACAGAGAAUAAUUGUGUUUUAUUUCUGGUUAUUACAGUUCUGUGUCUUUAAAAACUCCUGAUUUGUGAGGUCAUACUGGGAUAAUAAUAAAUAAAUUAGUUGAAAAUCAGUCACAGGUCAAUUAAGGCGAGACACUACAGGCAGAAACUUAAUGUUAUUGUAGUUUUCUCUGGACGCUUUUGAAAUUUUGGAAUUUUUUUCUCCGACUUCGGAGUCAGAAAUCUCCACUUCAGCACCACUUUUAACUUUACAGUUUUAUUCCUGACUAUAUUCUGAAAGUUUUUACUGAAUUUUUUCUUCUUAUAUUAUUCACAGCGUGAUUUAUUGGACAUUUUAUUCCUAAAAACAUAUAUAUAUUUUUUUAUAUCUGUCCAGUGUUUUUGGAUUAUUGAGGAAUUAAAAGAGAUAUCUAAAGUCUUCUUUGUAAAAACCUUGACUCUAAUAUAUCAACAAUUCUGAAGUCAGUUCAGGGAAAUGUUGAGAUUCAUUUCCUGGAAAUGAUUGAGAAUUAUGUAAUGCCUCAUUUGCAGUAAGUAAUAAAGUCAGAUUGUUUCAUGGUGUUAUAUUCCCCUGUAGUGUCUCUCCUUAAAAGAAAACUAGAAUUUGUAGCUUUCUUGCCAUCAAAAAAUCCCAUUAAAGACCAAACCAGCAACAAAUUGAUCAUCUUAUAAACUAUCAACACACAGUAGUUUGUAUUACGUCAAACCUAUAAACACCAAAAUGCUGCCAUAAAAUUCAAACAAAUUUGCAUCAAAUAGUAACCCUCCUGUUGGUUUAGUGAAAACCACUGGUGGUUUAAAGAAAUAAUGUAACCUUUUAUUAAACUGUACAUAUUUGUGAUGAGGUUUUAAAGCUUUACUUUGAGUGGACUCGAGAUCCAGCUUUGUUUUGUUCGGUGCGAGUUGCAAAAUGGAGGAAGAAAAUGGCGAGGAAUGAAGAUAAGAAACCGAAAAAACACAGAAAACGUCAGAAGUUUGAGAUUAUUUUAUGCUAAAAUACUUCUAAAUUUCUGCACAGUGUUUCCAUUAUAAAGCCAAGCUAGCCCCCUACAGUAGCACAAUAUCAGUGUUUCAGCAUCGCAGCAAAAAUCCUGGUUUACACAUGAACCGACUCAUGGUCAUGUUAGCAUUUAGCAUUAGCAUUCAAUAAGUAUGACUUUUAGCUGAAAUCCUAGACUGUGCUGUAUAUGUGUAUAAUACAUAUAUAUAUUAAAUAUAUGGUCUGUGGUUGAGAUGAAGGUGAAUAAAUUGUAGAGUCGAGUACAGAAGACUUCAGGUUCUAUUAGCAACUAGCAGUAUGCUAACGGCUAGCCUAGCUUGCUAACCAAAGCUAGCCAAGCUGUUAGCUUUCAGAGCCACUAAAGCUGAUUUUACUACCAACAGUAAUAUAAAUACAAGAUGGAUUUGUCUAUUUAGCUUGACUUCAGUUUAGCGUUAUCAACUCACAGGCUAACUAGCUAACCGCUAGCAGACGUCUCUGGUGAAGCAACAGUAUUUCUUAUUUGUAGAUUACAAAAAUAGUAAAUAGAUGCAGCUUUAAUUGAGGGACAGAUUCGUGCAUUGCUGGUUUUGGUCUUUUUGUGGGAUUUAUGGACAGUAAGAAAAAUGUAGCUUCAUCCAGGUUCUAAAAACUGAAAUAAUGGAGUUUAAUUUCAGGUUCUGUGGCAGUGAAAACUGUAGAAUUUAAGAUGAUAUGUAGAGAAUAGUUUACUGAAUAGCUUGAGCUCUUUUUAUAUGAUAGAAUUUUGAAAGUCUUUAUCUUGUGUAAAAAACUGUUACCAUUUAUAUGCACCAUUUCUGUAUCAGUACAUAGUUUUUUGUUUUUUUUAGCACUUCUAUUAUGCAAUUAAUAAGGAAGGGAGAAAUAUAUUGUGUUUAAAAUCUGUGCCAGUGAUUUAAAACAUUGCAUUGUGCAGUCUCCGCCACUGGAAAGGAUUUUAAAUGUUAAUAUUAUUGUUCCUGGUGUGUUCUGUGCCACAUUUUGAUGUUAAGUUCUGCCAAAGAGGUACAACUGAGAGAAAUGACAAAGUUGCUGUGGUCGCUUAAUGCCCACCAGAGGAAACGUUCACAUCAUGCCAGAAGCUGAAGAAAGGCGAGAUGAUAAGGAUUAAAAUGUUGAUUUUUGUUUAACAAAUGAAAUCAACAUCAGUAGGGCCAGGAAUCACCACCAGGAGGUUGAUUCGUUUGUCUUUUUUCCUAAUUUUCACUGAUUUAUGAUGUCGGCUUGGAAAAUCCACGUCUUCAACAGUGAAAUGAAACUGUUAAAGUGGAAGAACUUCUAGAAAAUCAAGUAUUGGCAACAAACUUUGGUUGGUAGAAGGUGGAAAAAGACCAGAAUUAACCCAAAAUGUGCUUUUUCGCACGUUAAAUGCUUCAUUGGGCUCUAUAAAGAGUCAAAUCACUGCAGAAUGCAAGUACAAUAUUUGUGUUCUCAUCAGUUCCAGAGUUUUUAAACUAACUAACAAAUGCUUGAUUUGAUUACCGCCAUGUUUUCUAAUGGUUUUCAAUGUUUUUAGCAUUGCUAUGGUAGCUGGUAUUGACUUCUGCUAAUUUUCAAUGUGAAUCCAUUGAAAGGAGACCUGUUUUGCUGAUUUCUAGCUCUGUAUUGUUAUAUUUCUUUUAUUAGACUCUGCUGGAGUAGUUUUUGUAUAAUUCACAGUUUAAUAAAUCGCUGUUUAUCUUAGACUGGCUUCAUGCAACCUUUCAGUUCAUCCUAGUCUGCAGCAAAUAAUCAAUUAGUUGUCAACUAUUGCACAGCUAUUUUGAUGAAUAGUUGCUUAAUUUGAGUAUUUUUUAAAGAAAAAAAAAGUCUAAAUUCUCUGUUUCCAGCUUCUUAAAUGUUGAUAUAUUCUGGUUCCUUUGAUUCUAUUUGAGAGUAAACUUAACAUCUGUUGGGUUGUGGACAAAACAAGGAAUUAAAGGAUGUUAUCUUGGGCUUUGAGACAUAUUACAGAACCAUUUUCACCAUUUUCUGACAAUUAUAGUCCCAGCAACUCGAUUAAUUAGUAAUUGAAAGCAAUCAACACGUUAAUCCACAAAUUUACAUUAUUGUUAGUUGUAACAGUACCCUAAGAGCUCACUUUCUUCUGAUUGGCUCACUUCUGGAAGCCUGUCGAGUGUCAGCAACCAGUUUUUAAGCUGCACUGCCUGUACGUGAGUUUUAGUUUUUCAGAUUAGCAAAGACUUGAUCUGCUCGACUGCCUCUAAUUCACAGAUCCUGAAAGUUUUGCCCAAACUCUAACCAGUUCUUACGUACCUGUACUUCAUAGUUGGACUGUCUCUGUAGCAAAUGAACAAAUAAAAAACAUGACAGAAAAAUCUGAAACUUUAUCUCACUAUUUUAAACUUUGGCCACAUUUCCAAUUAGCAUUGAACAUUUUAACAUCAUAUAUUUGACAGAAAAUGAUGAAAAGGUCUCCUUUAAGCACCGAUUUGUUGGCGCAACAAAGCAGUAUGUAUACUCUAUGUAUUUAAUCAUGUUUUUGGUUGUCAGAUUGAGCCUGUGAAGAAAAAUCUAUCGAUUAGAUCAACAGAAAACCAACAGGUUGCCUCUCAAACUCUUCAGCAGAUAAAUACCUGAGUUAAAUAUGAACAAACACGAGUCCUAAAGCUAAAGUUUGGUUUUGUUUCUGGUCUUCUUCCUCCGUCGGUUUAUUUCUGUCCUACUUUAGUACAAACACUGUCAGGUGUCUCGGCUGCAGCCGCUGAACCUGCUGUCUGUCUGUCGUCAUGCUUUGCUGAACUUAUUAUCGUCGGGACAAUAGACGCCAAACAGGAGCUCCUUUAACUAGAGAUGGUUUAACUUGGAGGUUUUGGAGGGAUUUGUUUGUUUUUUCUAGAUGCUGAGGAAAGCUUAAAAGCUAUCAGUCGCUUCCAGUUCCUGAAAGCAUUCAGCUAAAACUUAAAGCUGCAGCUAUUAGAACUUUUUGUUGCAACAGUCAAUCAAAUUACAAACCCAAAGGGAUUUAGCACUUCUGUUGAGUAUUUUAGCCCUUUUAAGCUCAUUGUUUUUAUAUUUUUCAGCCACCAGACAAUGUUAGCAACUAGUUCAUGAAGAAAGUGAGGCAUCUAGCAGCUAAACAGUCAGAUGUCUUUAAUCAGGAGUCGGUGGAGACCAAAGUCGAGCUCAUAAGAGAGUAAAUGUUGCACUUACUUAGCAGGUGGACUGAUAAAGUUACAGAUUAUGGAUGUGUUUGCUAAUGUACCUUUAAAAUAUGGUUUGAAGUCAGAUGUGGUUUUAGUUCAGUCUGCUGCCUCAAAAAAUACAACUUUAAGACAGGGAAGUUUAAAGCUAUUUUUGGACUUUAGUCAAUCAAGAUUAUACAAUUAUGUACAUUAGGUUUUUCUAUAUACUGUUUGCAUGACUUAAACUGUUAGAACUUCGUUUUUCUGUCAAAUUUUGGAAACACUGUUAAAUAGCAGGUACAUUAUUUUUGCAUCCAAAGCAUGGAAGCAUUUUUAUUUCUGUGAUCCUUUUCCGUUUUUGGUUUUUGGUGUUGGCUAAUGAGCAGAUUUUAUGCAGUUCAAGAAAAAAAAACACACUUAGGUAGAGAGUUUAAAUGAGAAUUUAAAUGAAAACCACAGACUAUAACUCGACAACCAGCAGCUGGUUAGCUUAGCUUAGCUGUUCACAAGUAACAAAAUCUCCCUGCCAGCACCUUUAAAAUUCGUAAAAUAAUAAUAUUUAUUCUCAUUUGUUUAAUCUGUUCGAGCAGUUUCACGGGAAAAUAUGUGCCAAAAUAUUAAAUCCUGAGUAAUUCAGACAACCAAUCUUUGCCAAAUUAGUUAGCAACUAUGUUUGUUUACUGUCCUCUAUCUGAAUUCACAAAGGAAAAUCACAUCUGGACAAAAUUUGGAGGGAGGUUCCAAAGAAUUACAAGAUUAUGCACAUUAAGUUAUUAGAACAGUUAAGAUUCUUCCUGAAAAUUGUCAUUUUUAAAGAGUUUUCCAGUACAAAUGUGAUUCGGUGUUGUUAAUUGACCAAAUUUAAGUGAAUCUAGGCUAAAAAAUACUAGGAUUCCAGUAUAACUCGCUGUAUUCACUGUCCAAAACUUCAAUUUCCCAAACACUGAGCUCAUAUUCAUCCAGUCUCUCCAUCCAUCUCUUCUGUCGUCUCAAGUGUAGCAAUAACUAAUAAUCACCUGAAAGAUCUCAGAUUAUGAGAUAAUAAAUCUUAAUUAUAAGACAAGUUUCUGUAGCUGCAUUAUAAAACGAUUCAGUGGAUACAAACUUUUUCUAGAAUCUCUCGUCUCUGUGGGAGCGGUGCUAUUGUCCCGUUUGUGUUAUUGUAUACUCAAGAUACUUACUUAGCUUUUGGGAGAGGUUUUAUAAAUGAACUGUACUGUACAGAAUUAAUACAAAACAGAAUAUUGCAGCAUUUAAAAUGUAAAUAUAUACACAUAAAUAUCGUACUCUUCAUCUCAAUAAGCUGCCACUUUCCAGCUGGUGGGUUUUCCAAACUUUUCGGAGCUGAGAUGUUUAAAUAUCUUCUUUUUCCAUCUUCUGCGUGUCCACUGCAGCUUCUCCAAGUCCUCCUUCACCUCCUUGGUUAAAGAUUUAAUGCUGCUUUUCUUCUUUUAGCCAUAAUUCAGCUGCCUUUUAGUGUCUUGACUGUUAGUUUUUUUCUUUAGCUUGCUGCAUGUUUCAAAUCUGUUUUCUUGCAGCUUUUGUGCACACUGCUGCCUUGUAAAGUCCACAAAUCAUAAUCAUCUCUAAACAAAAUCACAUUAUCCUUAUUUUAUUUACUGUUUGAUGACAACAAAGACAGAUCUGUGUUUUUAUUUCUCUGUAUUUUAAUCUUUUCCUCUAAUGUUAUAGUUUGCUUUCACUUUCUGCUCAAAGAUUGUCUUUUUCUAGCAGAUUUCAGAUUUUUUUUUCUAGUUUUAGGGAACAAACAACACAAACUUCAUGUUUUAAAUGCAGCAAAUGGGUGGGAAUUUAUUUGCGUGUAACAUUAUGCAUUCAUUGUCAGAGCUAUGCAGAUCUGAAUGCACAUCCGACUGUUGAAGAAUACAACUUAAAUGUGGUUUUUAAAGGUGCAGGUCAAUUUUUAAGAGGUUUUUUAAAAAUUCUAAAUGUCUGUACAUUGUGUAUGUAUUCACCUGAAUAUCGACGGGUUUUAAACAUACGUAGAAAACUAUUAUUAUGUGUGCCUAAUUUCUUUUUUUACACUUGAAAUGAUAAUAAAAUGGUUUUGAGUGA